GGCUAGUAUCCAUGCUAACCAUGCAAACACAAAGCAAGAGUUCUAAGGAUGGGAAAACAGGGGAAGUCGGGGCAUUUGUCCCUAAUGAUACAUGCUAUAGCAAUUUGCCUUGUAGCCACCAGUGUGGUGGCUUAUGAGCCUUAUUCCUAUAAAUCAUCUCCUCCUUUGUUGAAAUCUUCUCCCCCAUAUUAUUAUAAAUCUCCACCACCUCCAUCUUCAUCACCACCUUCACCAAUUCUCUACACAUCUCCACCUCCUCCAAAAAAAUCCCCUCCACCAUCAUAUCAUUACACAUCUCCUCCACCACCAAAGAAAUCCCCUCAUCCACUAUACCACUACAAAUCUCCUCCACCACCAAAGAAAUCCCCUCAUCUACCAUACUAUUACAAGUCUCCUCCUCCACCAUCUCCAUCACCACCACCUCCAUACCACUAUACAUCUCCACCUCCUCCAAAGAAAUCUCCUCCUCCUCCAUACCACUACACUUCACCUCCCCCACCAAAGAAAUCCCCUCAUCCAUCAUACUAUUACAAGUCUCCUCCUCCACCAUCUUCAUACCACUACACAUCUCCACCUCCUCCAAAGAAAUCUCCUCCACCACUAUACCAUUACACAUCUCCUCCACCAUCAAAGAAAUCCCCUCAUCCACUAUACCACUAUAAAUCUCCUCCACCACCAAAGAAAUCCCCUCAUCCACCAUACUAUUACAAGUCUCCUCCUCCACCAUCUUCAUCACCACCACCUUCAUACCACUACACAUCUCCACAUCCUCCAAAGAAAUCUCCCCCUCCUACACACCACUACACUUCACCUCCCCCGCCAAAGAAAUCUCAUCAUCCACCACACUAUUACAAGUCACCUCCUCCACCAUCCCUAUCACCACCACCUCCAUACCACUACACAUCUCCACCUCCUCCAAAGAAAUCUCCUCCUCCUCCAUACCACUACGCCUCACCUCCACCACCUAAAAAGUCUCCCCCUCCACCGUACUAUUACAAGUCUCCACCUCCACCAUCCCCGUCACCACCACCUCCAUACCAAUACACAUCUCCACCUCCUCCAAAGAAAUCCCCUCCUCCUCCAUACCACUACACCUCACCUCCACCACCUAAAAAGUCUCCCCCUCCACCGUACUCUUACAAGUCUCCUCCUCCACCAUCCCCGUCACCACCACCUCCAUACCAAUACACAUCUCCACCUCCUCCAAAGAAAUCCCCUCCUCCUCCAUACCACUACGCCUCACCUCCACCACCUAAAAAGUCUCCCCCUCCACCGUACUAUUAUAAGUCUCCUCCUUCACCAUCCCCGUCACCACCACCUCCAUACCAAUACACAUCUCCACCUCCUCCAAAGAAAUCCCCUCCUCCUCCAUACCACUACGCCUCACCUCCACCACCUAAAAAGGCUCCCCCUCCAUCGUACUCUUACAAGUCUCCUCCUCCACCAUCCCCGUCACCACCACCUCCAUACCAAUACACAUCUCCACCUCCUCCAAAGAAUUCCCCUCCUCCACCUUACUAUUAUAAGUCUCCACCUCCACCAUCUCCCUCACCACCACCUCAAUACCACUACACAUCUCCUCCACCUCCAAAGAGAUCUCCUCCUCCACCAUACCACUACACAUCUCCUCCCCCUCCAAAGAAAUCUCCCCCUCCACACUAUUACAAGUCUCCUCCUCCACCAUCUUCAUCACCACCACCACCAAACUAUUACACAUCACCUCCUCCUUUAGUGAAAUCUUCACCCCCUCCAUACUACUAUACAUCUCCACCACCACCAUCUUCAUCUCCUCCACCACCCUACUACUAUAGAUCUCCACCACCCCCAACUCACUCCCCACCUCCUCCACACAUUUAUGCAUAACCUCUACCGCUGAAACACUUCUAACCUCUUGUAGGGUCUGUUUGAAAGUGUAAGACCAUGAAAUAACUUACCUUUUUUUUAUCUUUCUUUAUUAUUUACAAUCAAAUUUCUAGUUUCGAUUCAAUUUGGUGAAAGGGAUUUUCUCUAUAUAAUAAGGAUUGAGAAUGUGGAUCCAUAGUGAAUUCUUUUGUACAAAGAUGUGCUUGUUGUAUCGUUUCUUUAUAUCGUAUGCAAUGUAAUGGUAGUAAUUAUGUUUGAAAAGAUUAUACUACAUUACAUUUUUUUUUUCUUGGCAGCUUCCAAUUAA
This is a messenger RNA of Populus trichocarpa (black cottonwood), 2170 nucleotides long. Its product is annotated as extensin-2-like. Bases 49 to 1863 code for a protein of 604 amino acids. Gene Ontology annotation, molecular function: structural constituent of cell wall. The record is from RefSeq and is a predicted model, not a curated record. The transcript is spliced from 4 exons. Lineage: Eukaryota; Viridiplantae; Streptophyta; Magnoliopsida; Malpighiales; Salicaceae. Gene Ontology annotation, biological process: plant-type cell wall organization.